AUGUUGCUUCUGAGUGAUUCAAUCCUAGGGAGUAUGGGUAUCACAGCUCGCUCAUUGAACCAUAUGUCGUAUCAGCUGACUGGUCGCUCUACCGCCAGCGUUGCGUUACUCACUGGAGCUCUCACCGCAAUAGCCCUGGGAGCUCUAGCCAUGCGGCGUCGGUCUCGGGCAAUACACACAUCGUUGGUCAGAAAGCUUACAGUGGACGGACCAGCUCUCAUCUCACGUGUGUUGGAUUGCUUUAGCCUAGCACUGUUUGAUGAGCUCUGGGGACCAUCUGUUGAGUGCUGGCUCGCUAUGAAAGAAAUUGAAGUGCGUAAUAUCCCUAAGGGGAGUACUAAAGACAAUGAGCCUACUCUAUCAGUUGCCGCGAGAUUCCCUUCUAUUUGCCAGAGACUGCAUGCAAGGCAGAGCGAAGUAUUAGCGGACUUUCAUGUUACCGAGAGAUCGCUGCAACAGGCUGAGCAAUGGUGGAAUCAGAAAGCUUUGGCUGCUGAUGACACGGAUUCUCCAGCUGUUCUUGGGAAGUUUAAAGCGAUCACACACAUGCUCGAAGUUGAACCUGAUAGAUUGGUCGAAGCCCCUGAAAGCUUGUUGGACCAGGCUCGAGCCGAAUAUCCAACAGAUGCUUCGAUGAGGGAUGCUAUCCGAAAGUACCGAGAAGAUCUCCCAAGCUUGAAGGGUUUUGACAUCGACAGUCCUCCUACACUCGAAGACUUUAGAAUUCUGUUCGAGAGGAAGCAGCAACCCUUGCCCAUAACGUUACGCGCGAGGAUAUCAGAGUUAGUGAAUAUGGGGAAUAAGACCGUUGAGGAGGAGCUCAAAGAGCUCUUCACUCCCCGUAGCGCCUCUUCCAGUUCUCUUAAGCGGCCGUUACAAUAAUCACUCACGUAACGUGGGAAGAGUAUUCAUGUAGCUAGAGUAACUCCAGUUUCCGUUUUAUAGUAUCAGUUUCAGCAU
Molecule: messenger RNA, 960 nt
Organism: Perkinsus marinus ATCC 50983
Lineage: Eukaryota; Perkinsozoa; Perkinsida; Perkinsidae
Exons: 7
Coding region: 1-882 (293 amino acids)
Source: RefSeq, a predicted model, not a curated record